This is a messenger RNA of Porites lobata, 1669 nucleotides long. The record is from the annotation of a GenBank genome assembly. NCBI's taxonomy places the organism in Eukaryota, Metazoa, Cnidaria, Anthozoa, Scleractinia, Poritidae.
AUGUCUGCUGCCACAGAUUUGGAGGUCACUUCGGAUGCAGCAGGUGCGAUUGGCUUUGGCGCCUAUUCUCAAGGCCAGUGGUUUUAUGGUGCCUGGUCAACGGUGCAGGCCAGGCAAUCUAUUGCAUACCAAGAACUCUUUCCUGUGGUGAUUGCUGCUCAUCUUUGGGGAUCUUUGUGGGCCAGGAAGCAUGUCCUUUUUCGCUCAGAUAACGAGGCUGUAGUCGCGAUUCUCACGACCAGGACUUCGAAGGUUCCAGCUUUAAUGCACCUUCUCCGUGAUCUUCUGCUCUCGGCGGCGCGUUGGGGUUUUACUUUCACUGCUGCUCAUGUUCCUGGAGUUGAGAACAAAAGUGCUGAUGCUGCCUCUCGUUUCCGUUGGCAGGAGUUCAGGCAGCUGGCCCCGGAGGCUCAUUCGUCCCCUUUCCGAACAACGGUGCUUGCAUUUCCUGGCCCAGGGUCUGGCUCCUUCCACCCGGAAAGCUUAUGCGUCAGGUCAACGCAAGUUCGUCGAAUUUUGCCGCCAAGCUGGAAAGCUCCACUCCAAUGGCUCGCCUUCCCUGCAGACGAGUGGACUUUAUGUUUGUUUGUUUCAUUUUUGCAGAUUCGAUUCAGCAUUCUUCAAUUAAAGUUUAUUUAUCUGCAGUUCGCUCCUUGCACAUUGAGCAAGGUUUUCCCGACCCUUUGCUUAAUUGCUUGCAGCUUCAACGAGUGUUGAGAGGGGUCAAGCGUUCCCAGGGUUCCCCGGCUGCUCAGCGCCUUCCGAUUACUGACAGCCUUCUCUUGGUCAUUCAUCGGGCGUUCGACCUCAAGUUUUCUGAUCAUUGCGCCUUUUGGGCAGCCUGCAUGUUGGGUUAUUUUGGUUUUCUCCGUGCUGUUGAAUUUGCAGUCCCCAAUUUAGCCAGCUUUUCUUCAGCUAUUCAUCUUUCAGUGGCUGACAUCACAGUGGAUUCGCACCAGUCGCCAACCUGCCCCCGUGUUAGGAUAAAAGCAUCGAAAACGGAUCCGUCCCGUCAAGGCUGCCACAUCCAUAUUGGUCUGGGAAGGGCACCCCUCUGCGCAGUUCAAGCUUUGCUGACAUACCUCUCCGUACGAGGAAAUGUCCCUGGCCUGUUGUUCCUUCUUGCGAAUGGUCAACCUCUGUCUCGCGCAAUCUUGACCGAUUGGCUGCGGCAAAUCUUCUCUACCGCAGGGAUUGAGGGCAAUUUCUCCAGCCACAGCUUCCGCAUUGGGGCAGCCACGGUAGCAGCUUGCAACGGCAUUCCUGACCACCUGAUUCAGGCUCUUGGACGUUGGACUAGCAAUGCAUACCUGCUUUAUAUUCGCACGCCUUCGGAAGCUCUUGCAGGCUUCUCUGGUCAGCUGGCUUGACAUCGUGUGUCCUUGCCGUUGGUUAUUCCCAGCUCCUUCUGCAUUGCGGUCCAGUUUAGCACCGAAUUGUUCGGGGCUUGCACUGCCGUUUUUGGCGUUGCUCUCACUGUCAGCUGCUUUCAUUUGGUAAGUGUGUCUGUUUUUCGAUGCAACUGCUACGCUUGGUACUUGGGGUUGCUGGAGUCGGAGGUUCCAUUUCAUCCUUGUUCACUGGCCCCUCCUUUUUCAAGCACCAAGGAGAUCCUGGUUGGGUGGGGGCCGCUCGCAGGGUUGCCAUGGAUACCUCCUCCUCAUGCUAG